UCUCCGUCACUCGAGGGAAGUGAGCACCUGUCUAACUUGUAAAGUGAACCAACUGUCAGAAAAAUCUACGAUGGCAGUGUUCCGGCAGCAGGGGGCGCUGUCGCGUAUGAAACGCUGCCGGGCGCUGAGCUCCCCUUUAAGCAGCCGCAGACGGGAAACCUCUCACGAACAAAUGGCGUCCCUCCUGUGCGGAGCAGCUGAUUUCUCCACCGAGCACGGCGGAGAGGUAAACACACCGCCCCCGGACUCCUUUGCCAUGAGAUAAGACUCUCGCUUUAUUGCGCCGGAUUCGCGGAGCAGUGACGGCUGGACGCUGCGCACUCCUCAGUCUCACCGACAUCAGACCGCUGUUGUUCCGGGGAGGGGGGGUGCAAAACAAAACCACCCGACGCGGAGAGUGUCAGCCGCAGCGUGCGCAUUAAUCUGCGCUGUGUUUGUCGCCGAUGGUCGUUGUGCGUUAGCGUGUCGCCGGGGCCCGGAUCUCACGCGCUGGAGGCGACAAGUAGCGGGUCAAAUGUUUCCACCCCGACGUUAGAGGGACGCAUAGCGGACAUGGGCAUCACCCCUUCAGAGAUCUCCUCCUCCUUCUCCUUCUCCUCCUCCUCCUCUUCAUCCUCCGCCUGACUACUUGGCCGCCUCUUCGCUAAUCCACUUCAGGAGAUCAUCUUGAACAACCUUUUUCCUGGAGUGACACCAGCAGGACGGCGUUUUUCCCAGGAAGCCAGCUCUGAGGCGGUGAAGAUGACCACGGCGCGGUACCGUCCCACCUGGGAGCUGGCCGUGGACCCCCUGGUCUCAUGUAAGCUGUGCCUUGUGGAAUUCCCACUGGAGCAGAUGACCACCAUCACACAGUGCCAAUGUGUCUUCUGUACACUGUGCCUGAAGCAGUACGUGGAACUCCUGAUCAAAGAAGGCCUUGAAACUGCAAUUAGCUGUCCAGACUCUGCCUGUCCCAAAAGAGGACACUUGCAGGAAAAUGAGAUUGAGUGCAUGGUGGCCACGGAGAUGAUGCAGAGAUACAAGAAGCUUCAGUUUGAAAGGGAGGUGCUGCUGGACCCAUGCCGGACGUGGUGCCCUUCCUCGACUUGCCAGGCCGUGUGCCAACUAAAGGAAGCAGAUUCUCCUGCGCUACCCCAGCUGGUCCAGUGUGCCGUUUGUGCCCUCGAGUUCUGCGCCGCAUGCAAGACCAACUGGCACCCCGGACAGGCCUGCCAGGAGAACAACCUGCCCAUUACCUCCUACCUGCCGGGAGAAAACAGCUCUUUCUUUAAGAAUGAAGAGGAUGACGCACCAAUCAAGCGCUGUCCUAAAUGUAAAGUUUACAUUGAGAGGGACGAAGGCUGUGCACAGAUGAUGUGCAAGAACUGCAAACACGCCUUUUGCUGGUACUGUCUGGAGUCCCUGGAUGACGACUUUCUCCUGAUCCACUAUGACAAAGGGCCCUGUCGGAACAAGCUGGGCCACUCCAGGGCAUCUGUUAUCUGGCACAGAACACAGGUUGUGGGGAUCUUCGCUGGAUUUGGCCUGCUCCUGCUGGUCGCCUCCCCUUUCCUCCUUCUGGCCACUCCCAUUGUCCUCUGCUGCAAGUGCAAGUGCAGCAAAGGCGAUGACGACCCAUUGCCAAACUAAACACGCCAUCAAAGCUGGAGCGGAGAGGCGCUUCAUGGAUGGGCCAUGUUUUUAUUUCCUUUUCACCCCCUUUUACAUUCUUCUCCUCCCACCAGCUUGAAUUGCUUAAUUUUUUUGGGGGGGUGGGCUGAGCCUGCAACAGCCCUGGCCGCUUCGGGAUCCAUUGCUCUGCAUGAGAGAGGCGUGGUAGGAAAGCGACCUUACACCUUGGCCUGGAGAGAGGGGCAGGGUCACAGGUCAGAGGUCAAAGGGCCACUGUGUCCACGCGUUGGUGUUUUCGGGACGUGGGGGAAGUCUGGGUCACUUCAAGUGGUCCUCAGUUGCUACCGUAGUCAACGAUUGCUUUUCUCUUGUAUGAACAUAAUAAUGCAGGAGACGCUUUUCAAAGGACUUUUACUUUAUCGCUCUGUUUUCUCGGUUUGUCGCAGGCAACAGAAUCUUUUUCACCACCACCACCACACCCGACGUAGCUCUAGAGAUUCAGUCAGUAGCAUUAGAGUUGCACCACGCAUGUUUGGUGUUCACUCGAUUUGCACACGGAACGUGAUUUUCAUAUCAUGUUCAGGACUGAGGUGGAGAUGAGAGGCUGUUGUCACUCUCAACUCAAUGUAUAGCACGUCCUCUUGAUGAUGUCAAUGUUUUAUAACCUGUUGCUUUCAGAACUGUGCUCAGUUGUGUCUACGUGUUGUGUUUUGAGUGUUUUCCAAACUGUAAGGUACACUUAUUAAAGGGCAUUGCCACUCACAUUUCAAAACACACUAAUUAUCUUUGGUCAAUUGACAAUGGAGACUAGUUCUGUUCAACAUUCAGCUUGGGUUUUUCAUUAUUACCAUCUGUCCGAAAUCACUUCUUUUGACACCUCUGGACAUUUCUUCAAGAGACAGAAACAUUGUGUGCGAAGGAUGUCACGCAGAUUUCCCAAAUUGAGUGGUACUCCCCUUUUUAGGUUCAACAAUAAUGUAUAGUCUAUUAGAGGACUUUGUAUCCACAUGUUGUGGAACCAUUUUAAUACUACACUACAAGAGAUGUCACUUGUGUAAUUCUCAGUCCCCCCGGUGGUGGUUUAACCAAAUGGAUAUGAAUAGCCUUACAUUGAGAAUAGCCAAAAUCAGGCAUUUCCCCCUGUGCAUUAAAGUAAAAAAAUAAAUCCCAGGGAAAGCAUGUCGUCAACGAAGCCCUUUAUAUUCAGAUGAUUCUAUGAUGUCAUCCAUUAUGCCACGCUGUUAAUAACCAUACUGUAAAAAAACAAAAGAAGAAUAAAAACUGCCCUCAACAGAUGUUCUAUGUGACCUAGGUCCUGUAUUGCCUCAGCCUUUUUGGGCAGGAGAGUCACAAACAAGCUGAAGCUCAACUCCUAGAUCUCCCCGUCUUUGAGGCUUAAGAAAUACCUGCCCAAUUUGCAAACUUGCAUAUGUAAGUGGUCAGAGUGUCGAUGUUUUGUUUUGUUGGUAGUUAGAGCUCCGAUAACAAGCAGCUAUUGCCUGUAACGGGCAUAAGAAAAGUCUAUCGAGUGAAUAUAAAAGAAUUCCAUUUUUGGGCACCUAAAUAUGAAGCUGCUCUAUACUAUAUCACUUUAUCUAUGCAAGUUUGUGCAUUUCCAUUCUUAAAAAGGCCAUUGAUUGGUCAUAAUCAACUGUAUGCCAAGAGUAGGUUUAUCUGGUGAAAGCUGCAGAAUGUCACCAUAUAGUUUGCAUAUCAUAGCUUUUAUUUAAUCAGGGAAUCAGUCAGAAAAAUAUCCAUUGUAUUUCCAUCUUCUAAGUUGCUCUUAGCUAUCCGUCUUUUAGCUUGAAAGCCAGGACGGAGUUCGGACACUUUUUCUUUGUUCAUGUCAUUUAUUUGAGGGGAAUCUCAGCUUCACAAAAACAGUUCAUCGAGGAGCAAAGGUAGAGCCAUUCAACUAUAAAUAAUGUUCUCUCAUUUCUUUGUUACCAUGCAUAGCCAUUUGAAUGUUUUGUAUAAGUAAUUUACUACUUCUUACUUUUGCCUUUCUCGUCUGGUGAUUUGCAAGUGUUUAUGUAGCAUUUCCUGAAAAGUGUAAUAACAUUGAACAACAGUAGCUAAUCUAAACUGAACAUAGCCAAUCUGCAACUCACUUCACUGCUCAUAAAUUUAGCUCUGACUUUCAGUAUGAUAAUCCUAAUUUUUAGAAGCCUUACAUUUUGACUACUAUACUGUAGACUCUGUUACUUUCAUUGACCGACUGUACGAGCAUGAUCAUUUGAUAUCAAAGACAGCCCAAUUUUCUACUUUUUGAAGUUUGGUGCUGUCCUUAAAAAAAGAAAAAGGUAAAUUCUUCAAUUUUAUGUUUUUUUUUAUGACAAUCGUGCCAAGCAGAUUUCCAGGAAGGGAUAAGGACAGAGCGGUCUACUGUGUGUGUGCAUUUUGCCCAUGUAUUUGUAAUGUAAUAACAGUUUUUACAGGGUAAACAAAAAAGUAAUGCUUCUUUAUGUAAACUCUGCACUGUAUAUGGGUUUCAUUGUUUUGCUUCUUGAUAUGAUCUGUGGUGUGUGUGGUAUGGUGCCUGCUUUGUUUAACUGAUGAGUUUAGCAGCUGAAAUCAAUGUCUACUCAAUAGAAAAGUCAAUAUACAUAUGGGAGAUUGCAACUGUCCUUUUUAAGGAGUAUCAUUAUGUAAUGUUACCAGGGCUCUGAUAUCACCAUGAUAAAGAUUCAUUUCAAAUA
Molecule: messenger RNA, 4310 nt
Organism: Pseudoliparis swirei
Lineage: Eukaryota; Metazoa; Chordata; Actinopteri; Perciformes; Liparidae
Gene: rnf144aa
Product: ring finger protein 144aa
Exons: 8
Coding region: 742-1629 (295 amino acids)
Biological process (GO): positive regulation of proteasomal ubiquitin-dependent protein catabolic process; protein polyubiquitination; ubiquitin-dependent protein catabolic process
Cellular component (GO): Golgi apparatus; cytoplasm; ubiquitin ligase complex
Molecular function (GO): zinc ion binding; ubiquitin protein ligase activity; ubiquitin conjugating enzyme binding
Source: RefSeq, a predicted model, not a curated record